Messenger RNA from Scleropages formosus (Asian bonytongue), 2590 nucleotides. Its product is annotated as H-2 class II histocompatibility antigen, A-K alpha chain-like. Bases 81 to 800 code for a protein of 239 amino acids. The record is from RefSeq and is a predicted model, not a curated record. Lineage: Eukaryota; Metazoa; Chordata; Actinopteri; Osteoglossiformes; Osteoglossidae. Gene Ontology annotation, cellular component: membrane; MHC class II protein complex. Gene Ontology annotation, biological process: antigen processing and presentation; immune response. The transcript has 5 exons.
GCCGCCGCUCAGUAGUCACUAGUGAGUCGGGAGAGAUUCGGUCGGAAGCUGAAGGGUCGGUCUGUGGUCUCCAGUUCGCGAUGAGCUUCUGUGUGUUUGUCGCUCUGCUCUUCGGGGCUCUUUGCGUCUGUUCGCGCGUUCAGGCCCAUAUAGAUAUAAAUGUUGUUGCCUGUCAGACCGGUGACGUUGACCCUGAGGAUGAACUAGAGCUGGAUGGAGAUGAGAUGUUGCACUUGGAUUUUAAAACAAAAGAACUGGUGUUCACAAUGCCUGAGUUUGCCGGAAGGUGGAGGGCUGAAGGUUGGGCUCAGCAGGCACUGGCGAACCAGCAGGUUUGUAAGAACAACCUGGAUUUGAAUGCUCAAGCUGAACAGUACCCACCUGAAGAGAUCGAUCUUCCUCAAGUCACAGUCUAUCCCAGAGAUGAAGUUUCAGUGGGAGGAAGCAACACAUUGAUCUGCUUUGUGAACAACUUCUUCCCACCACCUGUGAAAGUGAAGUGGACUAAGAAUGAGGUGGAGGUGACAGAGGGGGUCACUCUGAGUCGCUACUACCCCAACAAGGAUUUCACCUUCACACAGUACUCCACUCUUCCCAUCAUCCCACAGGACGGGGAUGUUUACUCCUGCACUGUAGAGCAUAAGGGGCUUUCUGAACCUGAAACCAGGCUCUGGGAGGUUGAAAUUCAGGAAGCAUCAAACAUUGGAAAGACAGUUUAUUGUGGAGUUGGACUGACCCUUGGUUUGUUGGGAGUCGGAGUUGGAACCUUCUUUCUCAUAAAGGGGAACAACUGCAAUUGAAAAAGUUUUCCAUGAAGAUUGCAGAACAAGAACUGCAAAGGGGGUGCUGUAACAAUAUCUUUGAGUUGUCAUUUAUUUUUAUUUUAAAGACACAAUACAUUUUAAGAAUUUUCAUUUUCAUAACAGCUAUUAGGAUAUCAUGAAUAACAAGUAAUCUAAAAACCAAACCUGAAAGAUUGUGUUAUAAAUAUAAAGAAUGUUUCAACAAAAUCAUGUGUGAACUUGAAUAUAUUCAUAAUAAUCUGAUGAUUUUGCAUUAACUUCAGUAAUGUAUUCUUUAUAAAAAUGUCAGCUUAAUUCUUGACUGUAAUUAAAUGGUUAUCAAGUGGUAUUUCUUAUUUUCAUUUUUAGGUGUACUGGUAGGCGUACCAUGUUCAGGAAUCGAAUUAUAAUUACCACAGCUACAUGGCAAGUUGUAGAGUUUGCCACUAAUAUGCAUAAUAUGUCGGUAUAAAUCAGGUAACUGAAUCUUUUGGUAAUUUUUAUGAACACCAGUAGAAAAAGAACAUUCACAUGUGGACAGUUGCUUCCCAGCUUAAGAACCCUUGAGUGACAGACUUCUGAGUGACAAACUUUUUGCUGAUACAAACUUUUUAAAGAAGUAUUUAUUCUACUGCACCAUUUCAAAUUACUUGCCAAAAGCAUCACUCAAUGCACGUAUCUACACUUCUGAGCCUGUCAGUGGUGUGUUGCCUCUCCAAAAAGAGAAUUUACCUCUGGUUCUGUUCUGUUCCCAUCAGAAAAACCCUGCUUUUGCCUAUACCCUUCAGAGCUGUCUGGGUUGCUGAUAUUUAUUCCUUUAGCAGGUGCUUUUCUCCAAAAUGGUGAGAGUUUCAAUUCAGUGUAAACAACACUGCAUUUCUCCAAAAGACAAAGGUAUGGAUAGACAUGCAGUUCUCUGAAUACAGUCACAUAGUCCAGUGUGACCAUUUUUGCUACCAUAUGUUACACUAUUAGUUGUCUAUAGAACUGAAGUGACCUGCUCUGUGUCACUUGUCACACGUCACCAACUAUCUUUUAAGUUUUUAUGUCAGGACUAACUGUAUUGUCAAAUGUUGAGCAUAUUGGAUACUAACAUUGCAAGUAGAUACCCUAGAUAACUGUCUAUCAAAAAAGAGAGUACAAGAGAAAUCAGAGAUCUAACAAUGUCUGAAGUACUUUUUCCAUGUUUUAUGUUCCAGGCUCCUGGCAGUUAUUCUAGCAAAUAUACAGAAUCUAUAACUCUUUAUGUUUGUCUUCUGUGCAAAAGACAAGAAAACAUUUUUUGAAGAUAUUUGAUUUUGGGCAAAUACACAGUGGUUAUUCUUGUACUUUUGGCUUUGCCUUAGAACCUAAUAAAGAUCCUAAAUAAGUACAGGCUGUCCCCAGGUUACGAACAUCCGAUUUAAGUACAACCCGUAUUUACAAACCACCCCUUUACUGACCGGAACUAAAAAAAAAAAUGUCACCCUUAAGUAACAAUCAAAUGAAAACUUCAUAAUUAAGCCUGUUAAAAAUUCAAAUUACAUACAAUAGUUCUAAUAACUGGUGGUACUUUGCGACGCUCAUCAAAACAUUGUGCAUGUAGCACUUCGUCGGCUCGUGGGUGAGCCGCGUGAGCCCAAGGUUGAAGGUAGGAGAAAGACUUCCUUCUUUUCAGUUGAGCCAUGUUGCUGUUAAGUGUCUUGUGUGUGUUACUGUCUUUGGCUUUCAUUUUUUUGCUUUUACCGUCCUAAUCAUGGCACUAAAGUGUAAAUAUGAUGCAAGUGAUGGUGAUGCAUCCAAGAAAAGGAAAACGAUCAUGAUUGAAA